AUGGGGCAGACCCGGCUUUGGAAGAGCGCGGCCCGGACGCUCAGCGCUACCCCGGGCCGCAUCCCCGCAUCGGCCCCGGCCAGCCGGGGACACCGCCUGGCGCCAGCGCCCGGAGGAGUUGGCAUCCCAGAUCAGGCUUAUAACAGACGCUCGUCCUCUGGUUCUCUCCUUCCAGGUCUCUUCACUUGUGGAGGUUGCUGGUCCCGACCUCACGUUCUGGAGGAUGGAGGCCGGGCGACCGAGUCGGUCCCCGCAGCCGUCCCCACCUUUGCGGACCGUGUCGCUUCUCUGUCACGCCGCCUGCAAGACGCGGAGGGCGACAGAGAGGAGACGUACCGAGAGCUGGAGAGAGCCGUGCAGGACGAGGACGGCCGCUUGCCCAGCGCUGUCCUCAGCAGGGUGAUCGCAGCGGCGUCAAGGGACGUGAGAGAGGCGCAGGGCGUGACGGAGGACGUGCGGGCAGCUGCCAGCGACCUCCUGGUGGCUCUGGCACGCUGCCACUUCGACAGCGUCAUGUGCGAGCUCCAAAGCCACCUGAGAGUCCUGGGAGGGAUCUCGGAGGACUUUGUGUUUGUCACCCUGGGCAAGCUGGCCAGCAGCUACGCGCUGCGGUGCGUCCCCUUCAUUGGAAUGACGCUCUUCACCCUGCGCGCGAUGCUGAGCCGUGUGGGGAGCAGCCGGACCCUGCGCGCUGUCUGCAGCGUCCUGGAGCAGUGGCCGAAGGCCGCAAACAGCUACCUGAGCCGCUGGGAGAAAUGUCCCAUCCCGCGCGUGGGGGAGGCCCAGUUCUGCAGCAGCGUUUACCCGCUCUUCUGCCACGUGGUCGGGAGCUGGCUGGACUGCGAGGAGGAGGAGGUCAAGCAGGCCGUCCUGGGGGCGAUGGCUGCCAUGAUGGGCCUCCUCCUGCAUGAAGAGGAGCACCGUGAGCGGGUGUGGGAGCAGCUCCCCUGGCUCCUGGGCCAGUACCAGCAGGUCCAGGACACUUCCUGGGUGACCAAGGGUCUUCGUUAUUUUCUUGAAAUACUGGGAGAAGUGAAGAUCCCCGUCCCCAAAGCCAAGGUGCAGGCCAUCGGCACCGCUGUGCACAGCCAGCUCAGCGAUGAGACGAAGCAGCACAGCGGGGAGCACCGGUCGGAGCUGCGCUCCUGUGUCCUGCUGCUGGCCCGAGUUAGCCUGGAGGACACAGUGACGUUUCUGGGGUCACAGCUGGGGAGCAAGAGCGAGGCCGCCCGCGUGGUGUCCUUGGAUCUGCUCAGAGCCCUGGUGCGCCCUGCAGAGCGGCAACCGCAGCCUCCUCGGCGGCAGGUGGCGAGGGCAGUUCUGCGCUUCACCAAGGAGCUGCUCGGCUGCAGCGUCCAGAGCUGCUCGGCCUGGGAGCUGGUGGCCCACGUCUUCGCCAGGUUCAGCCAGGCCUCCGGCAGACUGGCGGAGGGAAACCUUUCGGAGGCAGAAGCACAGGAGGAAGCAGAUCUUCAGGCCCUGUGCUUGGACAUCCUGCACUCCCUGGAUGUCUCCAUCAAGGGGAUGAGCAAACUCUUGUGGCCGCGGCUCCUCCAGUACGUGGUGCCAGCCCAGUACACGGGCACACUGGUCCCGCUCUCCCGAUGUCUCCGAGAGCUGGCAGAGAGACGGGAGAGCGCGGAAGGCGAGGACGGAGAGGAGGAGCCCGAUGCUGCGGCCGCUCGGGAUCAAGCCAGGCUGCCGACGCCGCAGGCCCUGCUGGCUCGCCUGCUGGUGAGUAGGGCCCUGGGGAAAGGCUCCCGGGGCCUCAAGGCAACAGGAGAGGUGGGGGCAGAGCCGCUUCGCGAGCCGGGGCCAGCAGCCUCCGGGCAGGAAGGGGCGUGCGAGAGCGAGUCGGAGCCUCCCCUGCCCCGCAGGGACCCCGCUGCGGUGGUGGCGGCGGCUCCUCACGCCGGCGGCGGCUGCGGCAUCGCUGCUCUGCGGCUGCUGCAGGCCUUGUCCACGGAGAUCCACGGCGCCGUGGGCAUGGUGUGGGCCGUGAAGAUCCCCUUCCUGCUGGAGCACCUGGCAGAGAGAAGCAAGAGCUCCCUGGACUCUGCUGAGUGGGAGCAUCUUCUGCUUAAGUUCCUGAGGACGUCGCUGGAGACCAUCGAGAGCCAGGCCUGGACCAUGGCCUUCAGCUUCGAGCUGAACCAGCAGGCGGGCAGCUACUGCCGGCUCUCCCGGGAGCAGGCCUUCCUCUACAAGGCUGUCGGGGUGUCCCUGGCAGCCUGUCAGCACGUCCCCUACGUCCGCGGGGAAAUCCGGAAGUACCUCUUCCAGACAAACUAUUUGGAGGCGUCUGAGAGAGAGGCAAUGAUUUCUGUUGUCGCCGGCUCUGCUGAGAGCCACUUCCCCCUCGCCUUGGAGGUGGUGCACGAGUUCGGGGCUACAAUGGAGGAAAGACCAGUGUCCGGGGCUUUCAGACGCCUCAAGGAAUACCACCAGGGGAAGAGAGCGGGGACGCACACGGCGCUGGUGCUGGCCUACGGCCGGAUGGCGCUCUGCGCCCCCCGGGAGCAGCUCCUGGCCCGCGUCGAGAGCGACGUCGUGGGGCCCAUCCUGCGGCACUACCGCGCCAGCUGCCAGGUGCUGGGCUUCACCUUCUCCACCAAGUCCCCGAGGCGCCCGGGAGCCGUAGUCGCCCCUGUGUGCCGUGCGUUGGGGCUGGGCUCCGCGCCGCACCGCUCUUUCGGCCCCUGGCGCUGCGAGGAGCCCGUCAUCGGCGCCGCUGUGUUUCUCUCUGCCGGGACGCAGGACGUGCAGCUCAAGCUGGCGCUGGUGCGGAGCGUCGCCGAGGUCAGCCGGGCCAUGCAGGGGGCGGGGGGCUCCCAGCGCGCGGAGCUCUGCUGCAAACGGGAGCUGCUGAGCGUCCUGCUGGGCUUCGUGAGGGCCGAGCCCCGGGAUUGCCUGGCGUCCCCGGUGCGCCAGGAGGCGUUUCUGGCCGUGGGGCACCUGAGCAAACUGAAGCCGUCACUGAGCCGAGAGGAAAGCCGCGACCUCCUGGAUCAGUGCCUGCAGAGCGUGAUGCCCCUGCCUGCCCUGGAGCCGGCGGAAGAGGAAGGGGUGACAGCGGCGGGCGCUCUGCACCUGCGGGCUCUGCACGCUCAGACCAUGGGGGCGCUGGGCGAGCUGGUGACGGCGCUGCUGGAGGAAGACCUCACCUCCAGCUGGCUCGUGGAGAUGCUGCACGUGCUGGAGUACUGGCUCAGCUCGGCCCGCGAGUGGGAGCGGGAGAGGGCCCUGCAGGCCUGCGCCCAGCUGCUGGGCGCCUACGAGGAGCGGUUCGAGCUCACGGGAGAAAAUUCUUUCGGGCUCUUUGGCUCCACGGUGGGACUGCUGGCACCUUUCGUCUGCGACUCGCUGGCCACGUCCCGCCAGCGGGCAGGCGCCUGCCUCGGCCACCUCCUCCGCAUACAAGGCAAGGCCCUGGAGACGACGGCCGAGGAGGACGAGGUGCAGUCCCUGUGCCAGCGGCUGCGAGCCCCCGACGCCGAGGCUCUGCUCCAGGCGUCCUCCAGACUCUCAAAGAUCGUUUGCAAAUACAUCCCCCCGGCGCAGGCGGCGGAUUUCGUUUCUGCCGCCCUGGACGGGAUGCUGUCGGCGAGGGCGGCGUGCGCUCAGGGAGCUGGCGAGUGGCUGCUCGCCUUCCUGGAGACGUGCGGGGGACAGCUGCUCAUGCAGGUGCGAGGGACGCCUUUCCCUGGGCUUCGGCCUCCCCGCCUCAGCCGCUGCCGCGCACCUCGCGCGCCGGCAGCCCAAUGCCAGAGCUGCUCUUCGCCCGGCGACACCGACCCUCCUGGGUCCCAUCCUCCCGAUGGCUCCCGCGGCCGAGGCCCCUAG
Molecule: messenger RNA, 3843 nt
Organism: Rhea pennata
Lineage: Eukaryota; Metazoa; Chordata; Aves; Rheiformes; Rheidae
Product: maestro heat-like repeat-containing protein family member 2B
Exons: 30
Coding region: 1-3843 (1280 amino acids)
Cellular component (GO): cytoplasm
Source: RefSeq, a predicted model, not a curated record